Penaeus vannamei (Pacific white shrimp) is the source of this 2562-nucleotide messenger RNA. NCBI's taxonomy places the organism in Eukaryota, Metazoa, Arthropoda, Malacostraca, Decapoda, Penaeidae. The record is from RefSeq and is a predicted model, not a curated record.
CUAAAUUAGACUUCAGAGUGCAUGAACUGGUUAUUUAAGUGAAUUCUUAAAGAAUUGUUCUCUGAAUUAUUGCAAAUUCUAUAGAAAAAAUUGCCUUGCUGAUAUAUAAACAAGCAAUGCCAACGUUCAAUGAAUAUAGCAACUGUGUCUGUCAGCAUUUUGGCAAAGGGCAACAAACUCCAAAGCACAUGGGUAAGAAUGAGCUUGAAAUAUGUCCUUUAUUUGACAAUAGAUGGUGAUGAUUAAAAACUGUGUUUGGAUCGGUUCUUUGUCUGACAAUGAUGAGAUAUAUAUAAAUAAAUAAAAGCUGUUUAGACUGUUUCUUUGGUUUGCUGUUAAUAAUGAUAUAUUAAUACAAGAGUAUUUGUAUUGGUUCCUAUGUAUGCGAUAAAUAGCCAGAGAAGACUAUUAACAUCCCACAUGAUGGAUCUUUUUUCUACAUAGGCUAAAAUGGUGUUUUAGAUGUGACAAUGAUUUUUAAAAUCUCAGUGUGUCUAGUUCUGUUUACAUGUUUGGUGAUUGGCUGAAGGAAUUGAAAAGAUUAUGUAUGGCGCUCCCUGAAUGGUAGAAUUGCUAUAAUAGAGCUCUCUACUAGCUACCGUUAGGAUGAGUUGAUUUAUGAUUGUAACUCAGUCGAUGCCGGUUACCACUUUGCUAUCACAGGUGAAGGCAAUGGUAAAUGAUGGCUGGUAAAUGCGUUACGAUUAUAUGUUAGUGAAGUCUGUUUUUCUCAAUUUUGCACUUGUAACAUCCAAACAUCUGCACAAACUGUUUAAACCUAUUCCUUCAACACUAACUUUUUAUGCUCAAGCAUUUGAAUGUAUAAAAAAAAAAAAAAAAAACAUCAAUCCCUUAUGAACAGGAAAAUAUGCAGCAUUUAUUACAUGGGUGUAUUAUCCUUUUUGCUUAUGAAUUUGGAAUUAGUUGAGGAACUGCAGACAUUUCCUUAAAUCUGAUCACUACCUCAAGCAGACACAAAAAUUUAAAUUAUAUGUAAAGAAAUAACUCAGAUAGAAAGAUACAGUCAGUGCAGUCACUGGGGAAACACUGUCUGUCUAAAGAUUUUAGAUUGUGAUCUGUGUUUAAAAUCAACAUGAAUUACUAAAAGUUUAAUGUCUUGUAGAUAAGGUGCUCGAUGAAUUAUAUAUCAGUAUCGUUUUGAAGCUCUAAUUCUGAAAGAAAUAUUGACUAUAUACCUUUAUUUAUAUCUUCAAAAUAUUAUUUACAUCAGUGUGAAGUAUACACUUGCUCAGUCAUAAUCAUGCAAUAAUUGUUCUUAUUCAGUGGACAAAAUGUUCCUGAACAUCUUGGAGAAGACUGACUUCAAGAACUUUUGCGGGACCAUCUUCAAAAAAGCGGAUAAAUUGAGGAAGCUACUGUGGCAUUUCCCUGCUGUCCACUACUAGGAAAGUCCUCGGUCAAGUCCUCCUCAACCGACGUCUUCCCAAUGCUAAACAAAUUCUACCAGAGUUGCAGUAUGGUUUUCGCUGAGACAGGAGUGAAACAGGGUUGUGUUUGGGCACCAGUGCUCUUUACCUGGCUAUCCCACACCAGACACCAGCCCAACAUCAGACGCCAUCAAAUUCUGGGUAGAAGAUGCGCUGCUUGUGUGCUUUCUCGCUCCUCCUUCUGGCCUCCACUACGAAUGCCAACUGGGUAGAAGAUGUCGUCGGCCAUGUGGGCGGGAUGUUCCACUCCUACGAGGAACCGCCGUACUCAGUCGACGCGAGGCACGCUGGCUACGAGGAGCGAACUUAUCCGGCCAAGAAGUGGGUUUGUUCGAAGGAGGAAUCCGAUGACGGAACCCAGAUCAUGGAGCAUCUUUUCUGGCGUCUCUUCCGCUACAUCGACGGCGAGAACGUGCAAGAGUCAAGACCCUAUGACAGUGCCUGUGACCACGGAGUUCACCGCCCUCCGCGAGAUGAACAGCUUCAAGAUGUGCUUCUUCAUCCCCGAGAAGUUCCAGAACAACCCGCCCACGCCCACCAACGCCAAGAUCGCGGUCACUCUUCGCCCGGAGAUCACCGUCUUCACCAGGACCGUCGGAGGAUACAUGACGACCGCCAGCGACUGGUUGAGCGAGGCCGCGUCCUUGUCCGAACUCGUGGAGGCCGACGGGAUAAAAGUCUCGCUCGUCCACAUGUUCUGGGUUGGUUAUGACGCUCCGCUCAAGUUCUGGAACCGCCGCAACGAGGUCUGGUUCCCCAAGGUCUAGGGGCCUCGUGUUGGCAGCGUGAUCCCUCGUACAGCCCUUAGCUCCAGGCUCCGGACGACGACUCCGCAGCCCUAACGACCCUUCAGAGGAAAAUUGGUCGUGAAAUGUGCCUCUUGUUGUUAGCCGUAACCGUGCUGUAACUUUCCCUGGUGUUUUAAAUUCAUUUCAGUCAAGUCUUGGGAUGGGCUUGUUUGAGAUACGGGCUGUACGGGAUGAGAUGAAUAAAAUAGGAAAUCAUCUGUUGUCUUUUAAAAUUGUUCCAUUAAUGAAAUAAGAAAUAACAAUACUCCAAACCUGUAAUUGAAAUACGGCUGUACGGGAUGGGAUGAAUAAAAAAGGAAAUCAUU